Messenger RNA from Coniosporium apollinis CBS 100218, 1083 nucleotides. RefSeq lists its product as uncharacterized. The record is from RefSeq and is a predicted model, not a curated record. The coding region runs from base 1 to 1083 and encodes 360 amino acids. Lineage: Eukaryota; Fungi; Ascomycota; Dothideomycetes. The transcript has 2 exons.
AUGAGCCCACAGGACCGACUGCGCGAAAACUCGGAGUAUCUCAAGAAACACUUCGCACCCCCGAAGUUCCAGGGCACCGUUCUGACUGUCGACGAUGCUCGCACUUUCCGCUGGACCGAUGCGAUCGCUCUUAUAGAGAUCCGUCGUUUCGUUGGAGGCCAGCAGAUUCAGGACAAUUUCUCAGAGGAACAAUUGCGGCCACUUCACAACCGGCUCUGCAUUCUCUACGAGGGCUGGUCGAAGGAUAUCCAGAACGCACUCGUAGCGAGCUUGGAGUUGAAGAUACGCUCCGUGAUACACUCGCUGAUGUCGAUUGGGGCGUGCGAAAGAAAAGGCCAUACGCUGGUGUGGGAUGCGCGCACCGGAGCCUGGAAUGACCCUUACUGGGACGGUGAAUGUCGAAGCCAAGACCAGCUGGACAAGAUUGCAGCCUGGAAAAACAGCAACGCGGACACUGCCAUACCGUGCCCGAGCGAGAUUGCAUGCUGGAUGCUCUAUGACCAGCAGCCGCCACUCUUGGAGUCCGCCUCCGAGCCCCAGCCAGCCCCUAAGACUGAAGCGUCGCCCGAACCGCUCACUAGGCAGCCUACCUUCAAGCCGGAGCCGCCGUCCACCUUCGAGCCGGAGCCACCCGUCAUGUCCGCCUUUGGGCCGUCCGCCUUCGAGCCCCAACCGCCACCCUCUGUGUCCUCCUUCAGGGCAUGGGAGGAGCUUGAUAGCUCCCUUUGGAAUGUCUUCAGCUUCCCCCACGCAUGCCGAUCCACCGGUUACGAAUACGCCAACAUGAAGUACUUCCUCGCAUGUGCCCUCUUGGACGAAGCCUGGGCUCGCCUCGAACGGACGCAUCAGUCAUACUGGAAUCAAGUCGUGGCGCUGGCCAAAACCUCCAACCUGGCUGAACUUCAGCCGCUCAUGAUGAGGAAGCAGCGAGACGUUUGGCACGGAGAACAGGCGUUUAUCGAGGCGGCCAGAGACAAAGCUAGGCUGUUCAAGGAGCUGCAGGAGACUUCGAUGCAAAGUUCGUUCUCGGCAUUGACUGGGUCUAUCAGGAAUACGGGAAAGGGGAAGCAGCGUAUUCUCUAG